AUGAGCGAAGCAUCGAAAAAGGCCAAUGCAAGUGAGUUUAGGGUACUGUAAUAUGAGCAAUGAGGUAAUUUGGGGGAUUUUCAGACUACUGUAGUUUUUGACGCGAAAAUUUAAAAAAUUCAAAAAUUAUUUAUUUUUUCGAAAUUUCUGAGAUACAGUAGUUUUAGACACGAAAAUUUUGAAAUUCAACUUUUUCUCGAAAAAAAUCUUGAUAAUCCUCUGCUAACAUGAGCAAUACAAUAUUUCUUGGCGCGAAAAUUUUAAAUUCAAACCUUUUUCAACUAAAAAUUCAUUUCAAAAAUUAAUUACGAUCAAAAAUCCCCAAUUUUUUCAGCAAUAAUGGAAAAAACAAUGGAUGGCGAUUCAACACCAGUCAAUAAUGAAUUGACAAUAACAAAUAAAGAAUUGGGAUUAGGAGAAAGUGAGCUGGAAACAACGACAACUUCAAAAUUGGAAACAAAACGAGAACUUUUUUCAAAUCAGGCUGAAUUUAUAUUAACUUCGCUUGGUUUGGCUGUGGGAAUUGGAAAUAUUUUGAGAUUUCCGACAAAAGCUUAUCAAUUUGGAGGAUGUGAGUUGAAAAAUUGAGAACUCAAAAUUCUUGCAAUCAUAAAAAAUCCACUGUUUCAAAAAAUCUUGAAAUAAACUCGAUCAAAUAGUAAAUUUGCUCUACACUUCUUAAGACGUUAGAUUAAAAUUUUAAAUUUAAGGUUGUUAAGGAACUUCAGAUAAUGUUUUUUGAUUUUAUCUUAGCAAAGUUAGAUUUUUCGGACAGAAAUUAAUGUUCUAGAAAUUAUGGAGACCCAACCACAUUGAUCAAUCCCUAAAUUUUCAAAAAUUAGCCUUGAAUACAAUUUUUGAAACAGUACAUUUUCCUGGAUUUUUAAAAAGUAUUUUUUCAAAAUUUAAAAGAUAUUUGCAAUUUUUGUAAGUACUUCUGAAGAGUUUUUUUUCUAAAAAAAAACCACUGUUUCAAAAAAAAUUUAAGAGAUUUUUUGGAGAAAAAUCACUGUUACUACAAAUAAUUUCAGGGAAAAGCAGCAAUUCUCAAAUAUUAGAAAUUUAGCUCAUAAAAUUUUGAAACAGUAAAUUUUCUAAAGUUUUUUUUCAAAAUUUAAAAAAUUAACUGCAAUUUUUGUAAGUAUUUCUGAAGAGUUUUUUUUUAAAUCCACUGUUUCAAAAAAUCUCGAAAGAAACUGGUUAAAUAACAAAUUUGCUCCAGUUUGUUUAUACCAAAGAAACUUUUCAAAAUUAAGGUUCUUAAGAAACUUAAGGUAAAGUUUUUGAUUUUUUGUUAGGAAAGUGAGAUUUUUUGGGGGAAUAAUUACUGUUCUAACUAUUUCGGAGAGCGAAAUCAAUUCUGAAAUAUUCGAAAUUUAGCUCAUAACAUUUUGAAACGUAAAUUUUUCCGGAUUAAAACCAAAAACCAUUUUGUUGGAAAAACAUUGGAACAUGUUUUUAAUUUUUGAAAAUUACACUAGAGAUCCCAGAAAGUUAGAGACACAAGUGCUUAGAAAUUUAGAGUAACUCUAGAGAUUAUUUAUAACUGCCAUGUCAUAUCCGCUCACAUUGUCAUUUUAAAACCGCGAAAAAUUAUAUGAAAAUUUUGAAACAGUGAUUUUUUUUUCAAAAAAAAAUUCCAGGAUUUUUUUUCAAAAAUAAUUCAAAUUUACAGCGGCCUUCCUAAUCCCCUACUUGAUAGUCUCCUACAUUUUCGGCCUUCCCGCAGUCUAUUUCGAACUUCUUCUCGGCCAAUAUCAAUCAACAAGUCCACCAAUUGUUUUUCGUCGAAUUAUGCCAAUUCUAGAAGGUGUUGGUUGGCUUUCAACAAUAACAUCCGCACUGAUUUCGAUUUAUUACGCAGUUGUGAUUUCAAUGUCAGCUCUUUAUACAAUCAAAGUUUUCCAAGGUGAUUUCAAUGUUUGGAGUAGUUGUGAUAACUCGUGGAAUAUUAAGAAUAUUUGUGUUGAAACAUUGGCUCAAAAACAAUGUCAGAAUGAAAAUAAUGGAACAGAUUCGAGUCUAGAUUUAAUAUUUAUCAAUGGUGAAUGUCGAAAUAAAACAGAUUUUGAAGGGAAUCAUUUGAUGCUUCCAACAGAACAAUAUUUAUUAUUUCAUUUGAAUCAAUUAUCGAGUGGAAUGUGGGAUAUUAGCAAUAUUAAUUGGCAAGUUUUUGGAGCGAUUACGGUGGUUUGGAUUAUUGCUGGAUGUUUGGUUUGGAAACGAAUUGGAAAAGCGGGUUAUGUGAGUUUUUCCGACUUUAGUGUGUUCAUCAAAAAUACAUAUCCCAGUUUAUGUUUAUGAGAAUUUUGAAACAGUGAAAUUUUGGGAAUUUGAGAAAAACAUUAAGAAUAAAAAAAUUCAUCACUAGCAUCAGAAACUCCCAAUUCAAAUAUAAAAAUUUUGAAACAGUGAAAAAUUACUAUUUCAAAAUGGUUUUGAAUAUAUUUUUAAUAGAAGAAUUCAUCAAUGUACGAUUAAAAGUAGAAACUGCAUAUGAUUUUAAAUAAUUUUUGAAACAGUGGAAUUUUGUGUAUUCCAAAAAAAUCUUUCAAUAAACGAAUUUAGAUCGAAUUCGUAUUAAAAUUGUAGUAUUUUUGAAACAGUGAAUUUUUGGGAUUUUCAUAAUUCUACAGAAAAAUGAGAAAAUCUGUAGUUUUGCAAUUUUUUCUUUUGAAAAUUACUGUUUUAAAGCAUCCGCAUGCAUCAAAAUCAGAAGCUCCAAAUUUAAUUAUAAAAUUUUUGAAACAGUGAAAAUUUGAAUUGAAAAAUUGUCAGAAUUGAGAUCCCGUAAAAAAACUAUCAAACUAAAAAAAUUCUUGAAACAGUAAUUUUUUUCAAAAAAAUUUUCCGUAUUUUUUUCAAUAAACGAAAUGAGAUAAUCGAAAUCAUAUUAAAAUUGUAGUAUUUUUGAAACAGUGAAUUUUCACUAUAAAUUCAGUAUCAUGAUAAAAAUAUUGAAAAAUGUUUUUUUUUGAAAUGAAGCUCUGUUCACCAAAAUUCAAAAAUUAUCCCUAGAUUCAUGAAAAUUUUGAAACAGUGAAAAAUUAAAUUUAAAAAAUUGUCACAAUUGAGAUCCCGAAAAAAACUAUCAAACUUUUAAAAUGCCUGAAACAGUAAUUUUUUUCAAAGUUUUUUAAAAGCUAUCCAAUCAGAUUAAUCGAAUUCAUAUUAAAAUUGUAGUAUUUUUGAAACAGUGAAUUUUCACUAUAAAUUCAGUAUCACGAUAAAAACAUUCGGAAAUGUUUUUUUUCAGAAUAAAAACUAUGUGAGCACUCAAAUUCAAAAAUUAUCCCCAAAUUCAUAACAAUUUUGAAACAGUGAAAAAUUAUUAUUUCAAAAUCGUUUUGAAUAUAUUUUUAAUGUACGAAAAAUUAUUAAAAGCAGCAUUAAAAGUAGAAACUCCAUGAUUUUAAAUAAUUUUUGAAACAGUGGAAUUUUGUGUAUUCCAAAAAAAAUUCUAAUUGCUCAAAAAAGAAUAAUUUCUCAUGGAAAACCUGUAGAUCUGCAACUUUUUCUUGAAAAAACACUGCUUCAAAAACUUUAUGGAUAAAAUAUGAAUUUUUAAAAUUUGAUCUUCUAUGUUCAACUAGCUUAUCAAAAUCAGAAGCUUGAAAUUCAAUUAUUGAAAUGAUUCGUGGUUCAAUGACUCUAGAAAUUCCAAAUUUAAUAAUAUAAUUUUUGAAACAGUAAAUUUUUGGGAUUUUCAUAAUUAUACAGGAAAAUGAGAAAAUCUGUAGUGUUGAAAUUUUCUCUUUUGAAAAUUACUGUUUCGAAAUUUUUAUAGAAUGUAUUGAUUGAAGAAUUGAAAGCAGAAGCUCCAAAUUUAAUUAUAAAAUUUUUGAAACAGUGAAAAUUUUAAUUGAAAAAUUUUCAGAUCAAGGGAUUUUUUAAUCCCCAAAAAACUAUCAAGCUAAAAAAAAUGUUCCGUAUUUUUUUUCAAUAAACGAAAUUAGAUAAUCGAAUUCGUAUUAAAAUUGUAGUAUUUUUGAAACUAUAAAUUCAGUAUCAUGAUAAAAAUAUUCGGAAAUGUGUUUUUUUUCGGAAUGAAAUCGAUCUCAUACAUAAAAUGUGUCCCCAGAAUCGGGGUGAGGGGCUUAACUUUUUUCGAAAAUCUGAAGGGAAGGGUGCCUAACUUGGCCAAUUUUCUGCUGAUAAUUUACCAAAAUUCCCAGAUUUGUCCAAAAUUCGCUCAAAAAUGUGAGGAAGGUGUUUAACUUUGGAAAAUUUUCAAGGAGGGACCCUAACUUUGAAAACUGACUCGGUGGACCUUUUUUAUGUAUGAUCGAUCUACUCACUAAAAUUCAAAAAUUAUCCCCAAAUUCAUACAAAUUUUGAAACAGUAAAAUUCUGCCUCGCACAACAAUCCAAUUCAAUUUCAGCUCUCCAUAGUUCUACCAUAUGCUCUAAUCCUCGUCCUAUUUUUCCGUGGAGUAACACUUGAUGGCGCCUCAAAAGGUCUCGCCUACUUCUUCCUAUCUCCCAAUAUUUCUCUCCUAUUUUCCCCAAGAACAUGGUGCGAAGCUCUCAAACAACUAUGUUUUUCAUUAUCUUUGGGACACGGUGGCCUAAUGAGUUUAGCUUCAUACAACAGAAGAUCGAAUAACUGCUUCAAAAAUGCGGCGAUUAUAAUCUUUGCUGAUACUUUGAUGAGUUUAAUCGGAGGAGCCGCCGUUUUUUCGAUUCUUGGUUUCUUGGCUGUUCAGCGGAAUGUUGAAGUGCAUGAAGUUGUGGAAAGCGGAGUGUCGUUGUCUUUUGUUGUAUAUCCGGAAGCGUUUACGAUGAUGCCGGUUCCAUUUAUUUGGGCGAUUAUGUUUUUCUUGGUGCUGGUGUUGUUUGGGUUGAAUACGCAGAUUGGUAGGUUCGAGGGGGGAUUUAGGGCAACUUGGAAAAACUAAAAUCUUCACAAGCUCAGUUAGGCUAAGUCCUAGGGCCCGUAUCGAAAUUCGGAAUUUUAAAUUCCGAAAAUCUAAAAAAAAUAUUUUUAAAAUUUUUUGUAACUCCAAAUUCCAGCAGGCCUCAGACCUACCUAAAAUCCUAAGCCUAAAUAAGGCCUGGGUCCAGAAAAGUUCAGAAGGUUCGGAGCCAUUUCAGUAAAUCGCAAGCUUCCGCGCAGCGGCGCUAGCUACCGCUUCAGCGGCCACGCAGUUUACUAUGACGUGGCAAAUGACCCAGGAAGGUUCGGAGCCCUUCCAGAUGCUUGUUUCUUUUGAAUUCCGAAUCCCAGCAGGCCUCAUGCCUACCCAAAAACCUAACGAAAAUCUCCGGGGACUGGUCACACAUUUCCCUCGUAAGCCUAAAGGGCCUUAUCGAUUAUUCACGCGUAUUAAGGCCCUAGGCUUGCCCAAGAUAUACUGGGCCCAAAAAAGUUUGGAAGGUUAAGAGCCCUUCUAGAUGCUUCUUUUGAACUCAGGAUCCCAGCAGGCCCGAAAUCCUAGGCUUUCCCAAUCCAUCCCCAAAUUCUUCCAGCUCAAGUCCAAGUGUUUUGCACAUGUCUCUAUGAUCAAUUUCCAAAUCUUCGAAAUCGUAAAUGGCUUGUCACAUUAUCAUAUUGUCUCCUGUUAUAUCUCCUCACAAUCCUCUUUUCAACAAAUGCUGGUUUUCAUUGGUUCGAAAUGUUCACCGAAUAUAUUGUUGGUUUUCCAUCAGUUUGUGCGAUUACAAUUGAGAUUAUUUGUGUUAUGUAUUUGUAUGGAAUGAAGAAUUUGCGGGAGGAUAUUGUGGAAAUGUUUGGACCGGCGAGCAAUAAAUUUGAGCAAUUUUUGGGAUCACAUUCGAUAUAUUAUUUGAUUAAUUUGAAGUUUAUUAGUCCGAUUAUUGGAAUUGCGAUCAUUUGUUUCUCAUUUAUCCCACAUAACAAUUCCCAUCGAAAAAAAUCAAUUUCAUAUGAUAUUAUUGGUUGGAUAAUUGCACUUCUUCCCCUUAUAAUUAUCCCAAUUUUCUCGCUUCGAAAUGUUCUUUGGUUCAAAAAACAUGGAUUUUUGGCCAAAAGCACUUUGAUGCUUCAAAAACAGCAUCGCUCGUUUUCGAGAAUUCAUCCUGGAGCACAAAUUGAGAAUACGAAUGCCAAGUUUUUGCUGCCGAAUAAGGAACCAUGGGAUUUGCGGAAAAAUGGGGAAUCUGGAGGAGCGAAGGGUGGUGACGUGGCAUUCACGAAAAUCGAUAUUGAUUAUGAUCAUUUGGCGAUGACGACACCCACUAUGAGAAGUGAGAUGAAGACACAGAGGCAGCAGGGUGGAAGAGGUAAGUAGGGGAUUCUUCUGCAAGUUUCCGCCUAGCGGCACUAUGCGGAAACUCGCGGAUUACAAUUUGGUGAUUAGAAAGUUAGAGUAAGUUUAGAGAUGAUUUUCAAAAAUCAGAACACGAUGAUCAAAUAACUAUCAACCACGAAAAAAUAUAUAAAAAUUUUGAAACAGUGAUUUUUUUCUAGGAUUUUUUCUUAGAAAAAAAUUAAUCUGAAAAAUUCGGGAAAUUUUAAUUAGAAUUUCAAGAAAUUUUUUCUGAUCUCAAUAGCAGCUAUCGGAAUAUUAUCAAUCUAAAACCACGGAAAAUUAUAUGAAAAUUUUGAAACAGUUUUUUUUUGUAAAAAAAAUAGGAGAAAGUUUAUAAUUUUUAGAUCAAAAUUUUAAAAUUGAAAAUUUACAAAGAUAAAAAAUCUACUGUUUCAAAAUUUGAAAUAUUUUCAAGCAGGAAAAUUAUCCUUUAAGCAGCUUAUUGAAAUCUUCCAAAAUAUUAGACUUUUUUAGAAACAGUGAUUUUUUGUGAAAAAAAAAUGCCAGAAUUUUUCAUUUGUGAAUUUAGAGAUGAUUUUCAAAUUUUCAAAUUUGGGAAAUUUUUAUGAUAGCAGAUGAAUUAUCAAAUUACUAUCAACCACGAAAAAUGAUAUGAAAAUUUUGAAACAGUGAUUUUUUUUGUCAAAAAAUUUUUGGGAUUUUUUAUUAUGAGGGAAGUUUAGAAUUUUUUCCCUAAAUUUUGAAAUUGAAAAAUUACAAAGCUAAAAAAAUCUACUGUUUCAAAUUAUUUUAUAUUUUGAGACUGGAAAAUUAUCCUUUACAAUUAGUUGAGCAGCUCAUUGAAAUCUUCAAAAAUAUUGGAUUAAUUUUGAAACAGUGAUUUUUUCUUAUAAAAUACAUUGUCAUCAUGAGUUAAUUUGAAAAAUUCGGGGAAUUUUAACUAGAAUAUCGAGAAAGUAUUAAAGAAGAACUAUCAUCAAUCUGAAACCACGAAAAAAUAUGAAAAUUUUGAAACAGUGAUUUUUUUUUUGUCAAAAAUUUUUAGGAUUUUUUAUUAUGAGGAAAGUUUAGAAUUUUUAGACCGAAAUUUUAAGAUUGAAAAAUUACAAAGCUAAAAAUCUACUGUUUCAAAUUGUUGUUAACUUUUAAUACUGGAAAAUUAUGCUUUGUAUUGAAAAUUUCCUCUCUUCAAAAAUAUUGGAUUAAUUUUGAAAUAGUGAUUUUUUCUAGAAUUGUUUCUUAUAAAAUACAUUGUCUUCAGAAACUAAUUUGAAAAAUUCGGGGAAUUUUAAUUGGAAUUACAAGAAAUUUUCAGCAGUUAUCUUACUAUUAUCAAUCUAAUCUAAAACCACGAAAAGAUAUAUGAACAUUUUGAAACAGUGAUUUUUUUUGUCAAAAAUUUUUUGGGAUUUUUUAUUAUGAGAGAAGUGUAGAAUUUUAGACCAAAAUUUUGAGAUUGAAAAAUUACAAAGCUAAAAAAUCUACUGUUUCAAACUUUUUAAAAAUAUUUUCAGGCUUUAUCCUUUGGUUGAGCAGUUUAUUAAAAUCGUCAAAAAAAUUAGACUUUUUUGAAACAGUGAUUUUUUUCUAGGAUUUUUUCUUAUAAAAUACAUUGUCAUCAUGAAUUAAUUUGAAAAAUUCGGGAAAUUUUAAUGAGAAUUUCAAGAAAAUUUUUCUAAUCUCCGUAGCAGUUAAUUUUUUACUCUCCUUAGUGCUCCUUAGUGCUAUUAUCAAUCUAAAACCACGAAAAAUUAUAUGAAAAUUUUGAAACAGUGAUUUUUUGUGUCGAAAAAUCUUAGGAUUUUUUAUUAUGAGAAAGUCUAGAAAUAUUAGACCAAAUUUUAAGAUUGAAAAUUAUCAAGCUAAACAUUUACUGUUUCAAAUUUUUGUUAAAUUUUCAUGCUGGAAAUUUUCAUGCACAGUGAUUUUUUCUAGAAUUUUUUCUUAUAAAAUACAUUGUCAUUAUAAAUUAAUUUGAAAAAUUCGGGAAAUUUUAAUUCGAAUUUUAAGAAUUAAAUGAAGAACAAUUAUCAAUCUAAAACCACGAAAAAAUAUAUGAAAAUUUUGAAACAGUGAUUUUUUUUUGUCAAAAAAUUUUUGGGAUUUUUUAUUAUGAGAGAAGUUUAGAAUUUUAGACCGAAUUUUGAGAUUGAAAAUUUACAAAGCUAAAAAAUCUACUGUUUCAAAUUUUUGUUAUAUUUUCAUGCUGGAAAAUUAUCAUUUGAUUAAAAUUUCAAAGUAGAUUUGACUAAAACCAGCCACGUCAUUCUCCUAAAAAAUUUCUAAAAUUUCCAGAAGAAUAUGAAAAUGAAAUUGAAACGGUCAGUGUUUACACGGAAAUUCUCAACGAUUUACGUGUGGAAGUUGGUGGAAUGAGAAAAGAUAUUCAAAAGAUCAAAGAUCAAUUGGAAGAUAUUCGAGAAGAUUUGACGAUGGGAAAUAUGUCGGCGGGUACGAAAGCGAAUUCAAAUUCGAACUCGAAAUCUGUUGAACCCGUGAAAAAACAAGUGGAUUCGGCGGUGAAAAGUGUGAAAAAAUCGGAAACAACGAAUAUUCAGCCGAGUAUCAAAAAAUCAAAAUCAAAUUCGAAGAUUAACAAAUAA
This is a messenger RNA of Caenorhabditis angaria, 8836 nucleotides long. The record is from the annotation of a GenBank genome assembly. NCBI's taxonomy places the organism in Eukaryota, Metazoa, Nematoda, Chromadorea, Rhabditida, Rhabditidae.